AUGAUAAAAUCAUCGAGUAUCAAAUUUUCCCUUGCCUUCUUGUUGUCUGCUCUUUUGGUCUUGUGUGUUUCUUCGCUCGUAGUUUUGGCUCAAGAUGAUACCACCACCACCACAACAACAACAUCAUCAACUGAACCAACCACUAGUACUACUCAGCAACAACAUAAUGUAAGACUUCUUUUACAUAAGAGCGUUUCUCCUGCCGAAGCCAUCAUCAAUACCAACAUGACCUUCACGAUCACUCUCUUCAAUUUGGGUGAAGAACCAGCCUAUGAUGUAGAAGUAAAAGACAAUGAAUGGCCAGAAAGCUCGUUUGAUUUGAUUGAAGGAGAAUCAAAGGCUACAUUUGCCAAGAUUGGCAGCAACGAGAAGGUUUCCUUCACCUACACCAUUGUUCCAAAGAGUGUUGGUGAGAUCUCUACUCAACAUGCCACUGCUUCCUAUCGUUUGACACCUGAAAAGGAUGAAAAGUCCGGAUUGAAGCUUUUCGCUAAGAGUAAUAUUUUACCAUCAAUUCCAGUUCUUACUCAAGCUGAUUAUGAUAGAAAGCACGAUUCUCAUUUGGCAACAUGGGCUACCUUCUUCUUGUUGGCUCUCAUUCCAACUGCUUUGCCAUAUGCUGUUUAUAUGAAUGCUAAUAACCAAAUUCUUGAAUUGGCAGAUCAAAGCAAGAAGAAUCAAUAA
Molecule: messenger RNA, 684 nt
Organism: Naegleria lovaniensis
Lineage: Eukaryota; Heterolobosea; Eutetramitea; Acrasida; Naegleriidae
Exons: 1
Coding region: 1-684 (227 amino acids)
Cellular component (GO): endoplasmic reticulum
Source: RefSeq, a predicted model, not a curated record